This is a messenger RNA of Lineus longissimus, 2490 nucleotides long. RefSeq lists its product as uncharacterized. The transcript has a single exon. The record is from RefSeq and is a predicted model, not a curated record. The coding region runs from base 1 to 2490 and encodes 829 amino acids. Lineage: Eukaryota; Metazoa; Nemertea; Pilidiophora; Heteronemertea; Lineidae.
AUGAGCAAACCCAAGGGAGAACCAGGAGUCGAACCAAAAGAACUCGUGCAGACAAUGAAACAACAGAGGACGAACAAACGACUCAACUUCACACGGUUAGUGAACAGGAUUUCCGAUAUCCUUUCUGAAGACCACCCGACACUGGAACAGAUAGUGAAUGUUCAAACGAUUUUGGCAGUUCUCGAGGAGAAUUUUUCGGAUAUCAAGGAGCUGAAUAAGAAUAUCGAAAUUAAUCUUGUUAGUAUCGACGAAGGUGAUGCUGCUAGAGAUGCCGAGGACGCUUGUGAAAAGUCCGUCGAUAAUCAGAUAAAUAUCGUUAAAGCCAAGAACUUUUUAGCUAAAUUCAAGUCAACAAUGGAUAACCCAGUAGUACCAGUGCCAAAAGGUCCAGUGACUACUUCAAAGUUACCAAAAUUAACGCUUCCGACUUUCAAUGGUAACCUUACUGAUUGGCUGCCAUUCUGGGAACGAUACACAGCGGAAAUCGACAAAAAUUCGAAUAUUUCUGAUAUAAAUCGUUUUGAUUACCUAUACGGUUUGUUAGAAGGUGAAGCUUUGGACUCUGUUCGAUCACUCAUACCCUCAGCAGCGAAUUACGUGAUUCUCAAGAAAACAUUGCUAGAAACCUUCGGAAAAGACCGAAAAAUCAUUCGUGCGCACGUGUUGCGACUGUUUCAUUUGAGGAACCCAAACAUGUCCGGAGCUGCAUUUCGCUCGUUUUAUAAUCAAGUAAUGACGGACCUGCGGAGUUUGGAAGCACUAAACAUUGACGUUGAUAGAGCAGCUGGAAUAAUUGUACCUAUUCUCGAGGAAAAACUACCUGCUGUUAUUCGGGGAAACAUGGCUGAUCUUGACAGGACAGAUGUGUACAAUCUUAAGACAUUCACAGACGGGUUAAAGCGCCAGGUCGAACGUUAUGAAACACAAACUGAGGAUAUUGAUAUUACAGAGAGGACAACUGUUGAAAUCUGUCAAAAGCUACCAAAUUCAUCUGUAGGUGCAUUUAUGGCACACACUAGUAACUGCGAAAUUUGUGGUUCACCGAAACACCAACCAGAAAAAUGUAAUCUUUCUGCAAAACAGAAACGUGAUUUGGUGUUUGCAAAAGGUCUAUGCCGAUUGUGUUUGUUGCCAGGACACUUUUCUAGGAAAUGUACAAGUUCGCUACAGUGUUCAUCUUGCUGUGGACUACAUCAUACGUCACUGCAUGGAAUCGAUUUCGGAAAUCGUUCACGGUAUCGUGCUCAGUCAAGAAAACGGUAUAAUCGUGGGAAUAGAAAUUCGAUCACGGAGAUUACGCAAUCGGCCCAGGAAACGCCAGGACCGACGUCGUGCUGCAGUUUGGUUCAGAAUAAAUCUACGAGUGCCGGUAUGGAUACGUUGGUGGAAAGUGAUUCAUACGCGGAUAUUGUUACGUCAUCGAUCAUAGCUGAUAACCCAGUGUUGGUGAAAACGGCCAGGGCUAAAAUGGACUACAGUGGUACGCAGGUAGAGGUUCGAAUCUUCAUUGACGAGGGUUCAAUGUUAAGUUACAUGCGUCAGGAUAUCGCGUUAUUACUUGGCAUCCAGCCUAGGGGUUAUAUUGAUCGCGGAAUUCACGGAUUUCAGUGUUAUACGAAGGAUCGCUAUGGUUUGGCAACAGUAGGGAUAAUGACGUCUGAUGGAAUGACACGUGUUCCAUUGUUGAUCUCACGGGAGAUAGUUGCACCCAUCAGCCAACGAGGUUGGUGUAAGGCUAAGUCACUACCACACAUUCGAGGUUUGAAGUUAGCAGAUGACUUUCGUGGAGAGCCAUUUGUUUUGGAUGUGCUGAUCGGUGCUGACAAUUCUUGGCAGUUUAUGAACGGAGAGACCAUUGAUGGCAAUGGCCCAACAGUGUAUAAGUCAAAUCUCGGUGCAUUGUUGUUAGGACCAGUUCAUAAGGAUAGGCCGAUUGAGGCAGCUGAUAUCAGACCCAUAAUGUGUUUCUGCGGAACUCAACCGGGAGAUGUGGACCUUUGUGGAGCGUUGUCCAACACGGAUUUAGACAAUCGGUUGUUGACAUAUUUUCGGUGUAGUGAAGUGGGUGUCAAUGACGUCACUGAUGACGUAGGUGGCGUAGAUGAGAACUUUAAGGCAGCAUAUAGUGAAAAGAUCGAAUUUCAGGAUGGGAAAUACUCGGUGCAUCUACCGUGGAAAGAGGACCAUGGGGAAUUGCCAUCCAAUCUACGAUUGUGCAGACGUCGUUUGGAUCAGAUUGUUGAACGUUUGCAGAAAACAGGGUUAAUGAACGCUUAUUGCAAGGUCAUAAAAGAACACAUGGAUAAAUGCUACAUAGAGGAAGUCAAGGGUAAUCCCUGGGACGAAGAACAUUCACAUUACAUGCCACAUUUUUUUGUGCUCAAAAACUCGGAAACCACGCCUGUUCGCAUUGUAAUGCUGUGUCACCAGACAGUAAUGCGCGUAAACCUGUGUUGUUACCUCGGAAAUGCCACUUUACUAGACUUGUGA